This is a messenger RNA of Theobroma cacao (cacao), 726 nucleotides long. Its product is annotated as thaumatin-like protein 1b. The record is from RefSeq and is a predicted model, not a curated record. NCBI's taxonomy places the organism in Eukaryota, Viridiplantae, Streptophyta, Magnoliopsida, Malvales, Malvaceae.
AUGGAGGUUCAAGUUAUCUUUGCCUUUGCGUUGGCCAUUUUCUUCUUCUAUGGGGCUCAAUCGGCUACAUUCACAUUUACAAACAACUGUCCUUACACAGUUUGGCCAGCAACUCUAACAGGUGCAGGUCCUCAAUUAUCCUCGACCGGUUUUGAGUUAGCCUCAAAAGCCUCAUCAACCCUUAAUGUUCCAGCUCCAUGGACUGGCCGUUUUUGGGCUCGAACCCAAUGCGCAAACACCAACGGCAAGUUCGAAUGCGCCACCGCGGACUGUGGCUCUGGUCAGGUUACGUGCAAUGGCGCUGGUGCAAUCCCCCAAGCGUCCCUGAUAGAAUUCACCCUGGCAGCAAACAGUGGACAAGACUUUUACGAUGUCAGCCUUGUCGAUGGCUUUAACUUGCCUCUUUCCGUUACCCCGCAAGGUGGAUCAGAUGGUUGCGGUGCCACGAGCUGCCCUGCCAAUGUCAAUGCAGCUUGCCCACCGGAAUUGCAGGUUAAGGGAUCGGAUGGAGCUGUUAUAGCCUGCAAGAGCGCGUGUUUGGCCUUUAAUCAACCCCAAUAUUGCUGCACUGGCGCUUAUAAUUCACCGAAUACAUGUCAGCCAACAAUAUAUUCAAAGAUUUUUAAGAGCCGAUGUCCUCAGGCUUAUAGUUAUGCUUUUGAUGAUAAGAGUAGUACAUUUACAUGUACCGGUGGAGCUAAUUAUCUUAUAACUUUCUGUCCUUGA